Molecule: messenger RNA, 1166 nt
Organism: Lingula anatina
Lineage: Eukaryota; Metazoa; Brachiopoda; Lingulata; Lingulida; Lingulidae
Product: solute carrier family 66 member 3
Source: RefSeq, a predicted model, not a curated record
UGAGGACAUCAUGGCACCUGUAGUAAGCGACGGAUUUUUAGGGGCUUUGGAACGUUACCCAUAUGUUGCACUACUAUGCCAUGCACUGAGUUCGUCAGUUGUUGGGUUUUGUUUGAUUUUAAAGCUCCCCCAAAUUUUAAGUGUCAUCAAAGCUGGUAAUUCGAAGGGACUGAGUUUGCGCAGCAUAGCUCUAGAGUUAGCAAGCUACACAACAAUGUUGACAUACCAGUUUGCACACAGAUAUCCCGUAGAAAACUAUUUUGAAUACACAUUUCUUGUGGUUCAAGAUUUACUCCUAUUGUAUACUGUGUUAUCGCAGGAAGACAAGUUGAAUAGUACAGCAUUCUUGGGACUUGGAAUAUAUCUCUCCAUAUUCUCAACCUUUGCAUUUGGAGUUUGGCCAUCAUGGCUUAUGGCAGUUGCCAUGGGAAGUGUUAUUCCCAUUUCAUUGACAAGCAAAGUGCUCCAGCUGUGGAAUAUUUACCAGACCAAAGACUCUGGACAAGUCAGUCUUGCUACAUGGGUAAUAGCAUCAUAUGCAUGUUUUGCCAGGGUUUUUACAACACUUGUGAAGACAAGGGACGUGAUAGUGCUGACCAACUUGGCUAUAAAUGCAGUGCUCAAUUCAAAUUUGGUGCUAUGUAUCUGGUAUUUUAGGCCUUAUGCCAACAGUGACAAGAAAAGAAAGGAUUGAAUGAAACUGCAUUUUUAAAUAGGUUUAGAAAUGAAUGUCAUCUGAAAACUGCCAUUAUAUUUAAUUGUAAAAUAGACUACUGUGAACUGUAACAAAUAAUUUGAGGCUCAUUGGCUAUUGGCACCAAAAAUUGAAUAUUGCAAAAGUUGAACAUUUUUGUGUAAAAUAAUGCAAUGGUGCAGUCAUUCAGAUGCCUGGAUGGUCAGUGUGUCAUAUUGUUAUAAGAGUGGGCAGUAUUAAUUGGCAAUAGAAUUAAAAUUAUGCCUCACAUAUUGCUGAUACAUACUUAGACAGAGGACAAUAUGUUGGCAUGUUACAGUGUGUUAUUUGUUAAUUAUAUUAAGUUAUUUUAAGAAGUCAGUAAUUUAUUUUUGAAUGUUUGGAGAGAAAUUUACUGAGUAUGUAUAUGUAGUUGACAAUGUACAGUGUUGUGCUUAAUUGAAUUGGAAUCCAUUGUUAUGUCUCUGCAUUG